This is a messenger RNA of Cladophialophora immunda, 5280 nucleotides long. RefSeq lists its product as uncharacterized. The transcript has a single exon. The coding region runs from base 814 to 4692 and encodes 1292 amino acids. Lineage: Eukaryota; Fungi; Ascomycota; Eurotiomycetes; Chaetothyriales; Herpotrichiellaceae. The record is from RefSeq and is a predicted model, not a curated record.
CACCAACGUUCCUCAAUUGCUCUCAUCUGCUUGACUUUUGGUCAAAGCCUCCUUCGACUACUCUGCUUUGGAACCUCCCCUGGGUCCCAAGUCCCUCAUCCCACCACGCGCCAGCGCGCCUUUGGCACCGGCCGACUUCCGAUUGUACUCAUCAGGCUGUCUCCUUCCUGGAGUAGUCGAUGCUUGGGUCGCGAACCACUGCUCACACAGAAGCUCGAAAGUCUGCCCCUCGAUCUGCCUGCCCCCAGCGCUAUCCCUCGUUGCUUCUUGCUGGUGGCUACUCUUCGAGCCUCUUCCCACAGCCCUGUCCACCCUCGCUCUGCGCAACCAGUCACAUCUCUCAAGAUUCCGUCCGACCACAUCAGGAGACACGAGGAGUGGGUGCCACAGAUCCCCCGUGUCCUUCUCGAGGAUUUCCCUCUUCUAUCUAGUGUAUCCUUGAUUUCGACUCACUCUCCUCUAUUACCCUCCUCUCGACAUACCGUGGCGCCUGUAACAGAGCCGUAUAUCCACAGCAGCACCGAGAUCGACGGCAGGCGCAGUCUGCUGCGGCUCAUCUUCUACUCUCCGACCGGAGCAACUUCAUCUUGAGACCUUUUGGAUCGCCCUCCUGGGUCGAACCCUUCUGCAUAUUCCAUCCUUGCGGUACAUCACGAUAUCCUUCACAGCCUCACAACAGGCGGACCGUCCGCCUACCAUGCCUCCGACGCCCUGAUCACCCUGGCCCUAUCAAAUCUUCCCCACUUGCGAACCGAGCACAAUAGGAGGGACACAUCUUGAUCUCUUUAUCGCCCGCUGCAAAUUCACGACGAAAUGUCGCACUCCUACCCGAACCCUUACAGUGUCCAAAGGCCCGGACAGCAAUCUCCGCUACUGGCGACUCCAGCGUUCCACCGACCGCGGCAGGUACAACCUCAGCAACACAGAGCGAAUGCUUCUAUGUCCAGGAGUCAUCACCAUAAUGCGAGUAUAACGUCAAACCCUUCACAAGUGAUACAGGAAGUGGGUAGCGACCCGGAAUUCUGGCCGGUUAAUACCCAGUACAAUCUCCCCGCGGUGUCGAGUCCUGGGUCCCUGCCACCUUCCGCUGACAUUUACAACCUUGACGAAGAUACUUCUUACCGCGAGUCCUCCUUUGACGAUUUCUUGACAACAGAAGCAUCUUCUGAAAACCCUCUAAGCGAACAUACUACUCCGCAAGAACAAAUUUGGGAGCAACAGUUCUUGUCGCAGGACCCCACACAACUUCACAUAGUUGAUUCUUACGGGUUGAACGAUUUUGAGGCCGUGCAGGAAGUGACAGCGAGCUCAGAUCUCCAAAGUUACUUUCAACACGCCGAGGAGCCGCUGCCGAAAUUCGUCUCUGGAGAAGAGCUAAGGAGUUCCAGGAACUCCUCAGUUCGGUCACCCCUUCCUUUUCCUCCUCACACUCAAACUGCCAGCCAGCAACAAAAUCAAUCAAUGGACCGUUUGAGCGCUCCCCACAAGAGAGGAAUUUCUCAAACCCUCAAAGUGGAUACGACCUCAAACCACACCCCUUCUCCUAAUAACAAAGUGAACGCCUGGCAGCCCACGUCACACAUACGGGCACUCAGUCCCGUGGUCAUGGUAUCCGAUUAUGAAGCUUCCGGCGAGAAGUCUGAGACUCAACAGAACCUCUUACCUACAUCUGCCAAGCGCGGUCGCGAGAGUGAAUCUUCUGAUGAUGACGAUGACGAAGCUGGUCCUGAUGGAGCAGGGACAGAGGAUGUUGAAGUGUCUCCAUCACAUCUGAUGCCCCCCGAUGCUAACGCUACGGAUAAUUUACGUGUCACGCCAAUCCAACGCCACGGGUUGGAACCACAGUCAAGGAACAACGAAACGGUGCACUCAGUGAAAGAACUUCAGGAGCAGCGCCAGCUCGAAGAAAAAAACGCCGAAGUUCAAGAAUGGCUUGCCACAAGCAAGGGUAUCAGUGGACCCGAAGAUGAAUCUGGAGCUACGGUUCCUCGCCGGACAUCUCAAGGGACAAGGCUGCGAGCUCCCACCACGGAGGGCCGUGUAGAUGCCCUUGGCCCUGUAUACUCAGACGAGCAUAUCCCCGGCCCAGGAGUUCUCGUUGAUGUUGAUUCGGACGACGAGUAUUAUGACGACGUGUCGGUGCAGUCGUCGUUAAUCGAAGCACACACCGAGCAGGCCAUCGAGCAUUAUCGGGUAGCAGGCUCACCGCGCCUUUCGCCACGUGCUCUUGACGGCCGAGCAUCAACUGAUCAAUCUGCUUUCCCUCCCCUUGAUGAUGAAACCCCAUCCGAAAUGCAGGAGCCGCUGCCUACUCAAUUCAUCAGGCGAGGCCCGUGGCAAGAUCCUGUCCGGGGUCCUAUUGUCAGCACAAGAGGUCAACCCAAUACGUCAAACGCAGCCGCCUACAAGUUCAACGAAGAUGCAGCAAAGUGGGAGACUGCCUCUAGGGCUGCCACGUGGGGAACGCGACGACGUCUCAGCGAGAGCGAAAUCAACUCAAUCGUCGAGGGUAGUCAGAUCCGACAUCUCUCUCUUUCGAAAAAAGGCCGGGAACGAACGAGUAGUCUCUUCAACAAGGCUCGGGGUAUAUUUCCUCGGCGCAGUAGCAGCAAUAUAAAAGAAGAGCCAUCGGCGGAGGACAAUGAGCAGGCGCCACGAGGACAUUCUCACCGAAGCUCUGUGGGAAGCAUCAAACCUCAGAGGAUGCCGAGUUUCGGCAAGCCCAAGUCACCUCCUCUCAAUACGGGCAGUGCCCUGCUUGCUAUGACUGGUCAGCUCGCAGCUGUUGGGCGUGGAAAUUCGGUUGCCCAAGAUCACGAUGCUUCCAAGCCAACACGCCCACAACAGACGCUGAAGAAGCAGCGUAGUAAGAGUGACGUGACCAAGAAUGCAAAGUCGUCGUCCAACCUCGGACUGGCCGAUCUAUUGACCAAGCACGGCGGACCGCCGAUUCCAACUCUCGCGUCCCCAAUGCAUGAGCGCGAACCCAUCCUGGCCGCCCAAGUCAUAGAUAAUGAAGACGUUCCGGCAGACGACGAUGAGGACGAAACAGAUGAAGUAGCCAUCAGGAUGGAUCUUGAGAUCCGUGCGGAAGACAUCAGGCCGACGAUUGAAGGAUUCAGAGAUCAUGCCCGAAAACUGAAUCCUCGGCUUGACGCAUAUCUGAUUGAACGGAUUGGCCAAGAGCAGAUUCGACGCUACAAAAAACUUGUUGAAACCAAGAUCAAGCACACUCGAUCCGUCCACGUGGCGCACAAAUGCCCUUCAGGCAAUUUUUGCUUUGAUCUAGGUGGCGAGGCGAAAGCUCUCGCGCCACGGGUCAGCUCCAAGGAUCCAGAUACGACGCUGACCCAGUUUCAGAUCAGUAACCCUGCCGACGAUGAGCUGGACGAGUCUACAUUCACGGACGGGGUGGUCACGCCGGCAUUGUUUCCGCCGGGCAUUCCAUUGCCCCCAGUUCCACGACUCCCGGCAGAAUUCGAAUGUAAUCUCUGCUUCAAGGUCAAGAAGUUUCACAAACCGUCCGAUUGGACCAAGCACGUGCAUGAAGACAUCCAGCCUUUCUCCUGUACCUUUCCCAAUUGCGCCGAGUCGAAAUCGUUCAAGCGUAAGGCAGACUGGGUCCGUCACGAGAAUGAGCGGCACCGGCACCUGGAGUGGUGGCAAUGUUGCCUUCAGGAAUGCAAUCACAUUUGUUUCCGCAAAGACAACUUUGUCCAGCACCUGGUGCGGGAGCACAAGAUGACCGAGCCCAAAGUCAAGCGGGGUUCGGGCAGCAGUAAGAACAAGGCGGUCAAUAGCGGCUUUCAAGAGGAUAGCGAAGUGUGGCAGAUGGUGGACAGGUGUCGAUUCGAGACGGACAAGAAGCCUCGGGAUGAACCGUGUCGCUUCUGUGGCAACGUUUGCUCGACAUUCAAGAAGCUGUCGGUGCACAUGGGCAAGCACAUGGAACAGAUCGCGAUGCCAGUUCUGCAGCUGGUGAGCAUGGCAGAAGUCUCGCCCGACAGCAUCGUCAGCCCGAUUGAUCAACCACCCAUGAUGGCGUCGUCGUUUGGCGCCAUCCCUGGGACGAUGAACAAUGUGGAUGGGAGCAACCUCUCGCCCUAUCCCGUCAGUGCCACAUCCGCUUACCAAACCUCGUCGGCCGGACAGUCACCGGCUUCGAUGCAUGUACAUUCACAAAACAGCGGCUACCCUCUCGAUCAAGGAUACUAUAGUCCACAUGCGUUGACACCGACAGCCCAAGGCCAGAUGAUGAGUGGUGGCUACGCUGCUACGGCGACCUACGGCCAUCAGUCUCCCGUCUUCAUGGGGUCAGGUCAAAUGGAAACGCAGCAUCAACAUAGCCUGUCGCCCCAAAAUGCGAUGGUGACGCCCCGAUCUCAACCAAUGGGUCAAGGGUAUGAAAACUCGUUCUACGACUCUACAGGGGCCAUGUAUACGCAAGCAUCGAUGCAAAACAUGUACGUGAGCGCGCACUCGCACCCACAAUCGAUGCCGGGGUAUGCCAUGGGGCAAUAUGCCUCAUCGAUGUUGCCGAAUCAACCACGAGGUGGACAUGCCAGCGCAAUGGGAUUUGAAGGUCGAGCAGGGCUAGGCCUGCAGACAGGGUUGAACACACACACGGCGCAACCGUAUGUGUACGGGGCCCCGGGAACUGGGGAGACCCGACCAGACAUGCAUUUUGCAUGAUGAAGUUGGAGAUUGUUAUCGGGUUGACUUUUGCCAGAGUGAGGCGGCGAGGGGUGCCGAGCAGGGGGCCCGCCCGCGCGCCCUUCUGCAGAGAAUCGCUUUGGAGUAGAGGGAUUUGUGGACGGCUUUGGACGUAGUUCCAACCUUUGCCAGGAGGUUACGGUUGUAUUCUAGAUACCCAUAUGAUGUUUCUGAGUCCCAGGAGUGGACUUCUGGGUUAUGAUUGGCAUGACAAGCGGGCUAGUGUGAUGAAUGCGAUGAUGGGACUGAUCCGGACCACUUUGGAGUAUGCAACUUGGAUUGAUUUCUGGAACUUUUGGAGUUUGGAAAGUAAUGGACUUUUCGGGACCUGCAGGACGCAAUGAGCCAGUCACAGAGUAGAAGAGCAGCUGGGCGGGACGUUGGUUGACGGUUGUGAACGUUGGUGGGGUGGUGGUAACUAUCAAAGUUACGAGGCGGGAAAUAUAGCAAUAACGUUGGCGUUCUCGCUGAAGCCUGUACGAGGUAUUUGGCAUGCAUAGCCACCACGGAGUUUACGAGUACUUCUGGGUGCUCGGCUGCAUACCGGCGACACGAUACAGACCGCGG